Molecule: messenger RNA, 1575 nt
Organism: Galleria mellonella (greater wax moth)
Lineage: Eukaryota; Metazoa; Arthropoda; Insecta; Lepidoptera; Pyralidae
Gene: Dak1
Product: UMP-CMP kinase
Exons: 1
Coding region: 101-739 (212 amino acids)
Biological process (GO): 'de novo' pyrimidine nucleobase biosynthetic process; CDP biosynthetic process; UDP biosynthetic process
Cellular component (GO): cytoplasm; nucleus
Molecular function (GO): ATP binding; UMP kinase activity
Source: RefSeq, a predicted model, not a curated record
UGUAUGUGAUAGAGUGAUUACGUUUCAAGGUCUUACUUAUGCGCAUGUUUUAUAAAAUAAUUAAAUUCGCCUGAAUAAAAGUUAGUAGUCUCACCGAUUGAUGUUGUAUCGUGUGUUACGUCAUUUCUCCAGUUAUAUUAAUAAAAUGAUACCUGAAGUAGUCUUCGUGCUCGGAGCACCCGGUGCCGGUAAAGGAACACAAUGCUCAUUUAUCUCUAAAGAAUACGAUUUUGUGCAUCUCUCUGCGGGCGAUUUGCUUCGGGAGGAGCGCCAGAGGCCAGGCUCCGAGUACGGAGAAAUGAUCGAGCAGAAAAUUCGCAACGGCGAAAUUGUACCGGUCGAGGUUACAUGCUCUUUGUUACACAAGGCGAUGCAGAACUCUGGCAAGACACGCUUCCUGAUCGAUGGAUUCCCACGUAACAAGGACAACUUGGACGGUUGGAACCGUGUAAUGUCAGAUAAAACGAAGCUUUUGUUUGUACUCUUCUUUGAAUGUUCGAGAGAUUUAUGCACGGAGAGGUGUUUGGGGCGCGGCGCUGCAGGCAGUGGUCGGUCCGAUGACAACCUAGAAAGCCUCCAGAAGAGAUUUAACACGUAUUUAAAUGCUACCAUGCCAAUAAUUGAGUUCUAUGAGCAACAAGGGUUAGUACGUAAGAUCAAUGCUGAAGUAGCACCUGAAGAAGUCUUUAAAAAUGUGAAGAAGGCCUUUGAGAGUAGCGGUAUACAGAUAGUAAAUUAAAUUAAUUUAUUGUAGUCAAUAUAGUGUAAUUAGUUCUGUAAAUUGUCUGAACCCAUGACAGUAAUGUCUUCUCUGUACCUAUAUAAAAUUUAUGAGCUUUAAGUCAUUGUAAGUAGUAAGUAAUUGUGUAAAAGUACAGGUGAUUGAUUUUAGACGAUUGUAGAUUAAAAAUAUUGUUGUAAGUAUGUGGUUGUUGAUAGAAUGAUAGUCUUAUCAUGUGGCCUAUCUAAGCCACACCCAGUUCAACCUGUAUUGAUAACUUAAAUGGUAUCAUUAGUGUAAUUACCUUGAAUAACCUCUAAUCUAAAUGCAUUCAGACAUUAUCACAUGACUUGCUAUAUUUAGCACUACAAUAACAUCUAGAAUCUUCCUUAUAAAGUAUACAUAUGUGGCAAGUGUUAUAGACACAUUCAUGAUAUGUAAAGUAAUAAUUACACUGCUUAAUUCAAUAUAUUUCAAUUGAAACAAAUUUUUAUUAAUGAGCCACAUUAGAAAUAAGAAGCAAAGCUUAUUUUAUAAUUAUGACCAUGAAUAUCAUGAAUAAAAUUUUAAUUAAGGGAUAUUGUGAAAUAUCAGAAUAUUUAUUAUGUAUGUAAAUGGUUGCAUAUUAGGUUGUGUAUAGAGUAUGGUUUCUAUUGAAUGUAUACAUGUGAUAAUACAUAUUUUAUUCAAAACACAUAAUGACUGUUUACUUAUCAUACCUGGUAUUACAAACAAAAUGUAUGUAAGUAUAGGGGAUCAUUGAAAAUUAAAUCAUUAGACUUGUUCUAUACAUUAUCAUGUAAAAAAUAAAGGUUUCCAAUUUCUGGUUUUAAGUAAAUGAUUUAAUCCACAAA